AUGGCCAAUACAGAAGAGGAUUUAUGGAAAUUUACACAUUACAGUCACAAGUCCUUUUUCCUAAAUAUUGAUGUUUGAAACAAACUUCCUUCUGUGAAGCCUGAGGCUCUCCUGGUUUCUGACUCUGUUCUAGAAAAUGAAGACUCUUUUUGCCAAGACGGUUGUCGAGCUAGCUGGAUGAGUUACAUGGGGAACUGCUACAUGUAUGUUCAGAACCAACUAUCAUGGGCAGAAGCUGAGCGGACUUGUCAAAGCUUUGUCCCAGGUGGACAUCUGACUAGUGUUCCAAGUGCCCAACACAAUGCCUUUCUGGUGAAACUGGCCAUUCACCAAGCACAAAAACCACUCCCGUUUUGGACAGGAGGAAAUCACCAACAGGGUAGCCCUCUUCAAUGGACAGAUGGCACUACGGCAAAUUUCAUUCAGCGUCCACUAAGCUCAAUUUUUCAUAUUGUUGAGGGAGCACUUAAGCAAAUCCUAUCCCUGAAUAUUCAUCUCUGCUUGAAUAUCAAUAUAGGAGGCCAUGGUCAAUGGGAUGGCACCAGCUGCAAGAAGAGGCUACCUUUUGUCUGCAGCUACAAACCAUAUUUGGCACCGCCAUAA
Candoia aspera is the source of this 603-nucleotide messenger RNA. Its product is annotated as snaclec bitiscetin subunit beta-like. NCBI's taxonomy places the organism in Eukaryota, Metazoa, Chordata, Lepidosauria, Squamata, Candoiidae. Gene Ontology annotation, molecular function: signaling receptor activity. The transcript is spliced from 5 exons. The record is from RefSeq and is a predicted model, not a curated record.